AUGGCUACCCCUAGUGUUCUAGUCUUUGAUGCUGAGGGUCGGGCUGUUGACUUUGAGGUCUGGGUCGAUGAUCUACAACUUUUACUACAGUGCGAUAGGAAGGACGGUCUCUCACUGUUCGAUCUCAGGUCUGGCGCCUCUACUGCCCCUGCUGCCGAUGCUGACAGCACUGUUCGCUCCCAGUGGGCCACACGCGAUGGUGCUGCCCAUCUUGCUGUGCGUAGUUACUUGCCGUCCACUGAGCGCGCGCACUUUAGUCAGUACAAGAGUGCUAAGACCUUAGAGAGAGAGAGAGAGAGAGAGAGAGAGAGAGAGAGAGAGAGAGAGAGAGAGAGAGAGAGAGAGAGAGAGAGAGAGAGAGAGAGCGUUUAUGUAUUUGAGGACCGAGUAGAACAAUAA
Molecule: messenger RNA, 399 nt
Organism: Closterium sp. NIES-65
Lineage: Eukaryota; Viridiplantae; Streptophyta; Zygnematophyceae; Desmidiales; Closteriaceae
Source: the annotation of a GenBank genome assembly